Messenger RNA from Ilex paraguariensis (yerba mate), 1790 nucleotides. NCBI's taxonomy places the organism in Eukaryota, Viridiplantae, Streptophyta, Magnoliopsida, Aquifoliales, Aquifoliaceae. The record is from the annotation of a GenBank genome assembly.
AGCAAAGCAGAAGAGUUUCCGUUAUCCAUUCGUCUUCUACCCUCUACCUCUCUCUCUCUACAACUAAAUAUAUCUAUCGCUUUCGCUCUCUAGAUUACUGAGAUAUUUUUCAACCAGACGUUACCAUAUCCCUUCCCUUCGACUCCAAUUGUCUCAGCUAUGGCUUCUGAUUCGAUCCCCAACGCCUCUAUCCCUAUGGUGGUCUCUAACCCCAAAGAUUUCGCCAAGAAAAGGAGGGCGAAUAGGUCGGCCAAAUUGAAGCAAUGCAAGCUUGAUGCUCGUCGUGAGCAGUGGCUUUCUCAUGUGAGGAAUAAGGGAGAUAAGGAAGAAUCGAGCGGCUGUGGAGGGAAUCAAUCGUCGGUGGUUCAGGUGGGAAAAGAGAAGGGUCGAUCGAUGGAGAAUUGGGAAAUUAAUCCGAGUGGUCAAGAGAAUGAUGGAUUGAUGAACCAUUACAGUGAUUCAGAGUCACCCUCGAACAGUCCCACCAGUCACGCCAGUAGUGUCUUAGGAGGUAAUGAUUCUGGGACCAAUUUUACUGGGAGUAGUGGCAGUAGUAGUAGCAGCAGCAGCAGUAGCAGUGGUGGGUGUUGUUCAGGAUGCAUUACGGAAGAAGAUGAAGAAGGCGAUGAUGGGUGCUUGGAUGAUUGGGAGGCCGUUGCUGAUGCUUUAGCUGCUACCGAUGACAAGCAAGAACAGCAUAACCCUAAUUUUGAUUCAGAUUUGCCUUCCAAGCAUGGGAAUGAAAUUGUGGCCCAAAUGGAUUCCCCUUUGCCAGAAUCAACCAACCAGUCUGUUUCAGGUACUUUUGUUUCAAUGCCAGGGCCUGAGUGUUUAGGAAUUGUGCAGAGAGCUCCAGCAAAUUGUAGGGCGUGGAGACCUGAUGAUGCUUUUCGGCCUCAGAGUCUGCCCACUUUAUCAAAGCAGCACAGUUUCCCCAUGAAUUCUGACCGGCAUUAUGGUGGCGGAGGAAAUCCAUGGGGUUGUAAAAGUGUUAUUUCUGCACCAUCUUCUUGUCCAAUAUGUUACGAAGACUUGGAUAUCACAGACUCGAGUUUUGUCCCUUGUUCAUGUGGGUUCAGGCUCUGCCUUUUCUGCCACAAGAGGAUUCUCGAGCAGGAUGGGCGAUGUCCAGGUUGUAGGAAGCAGUAUGAAUGUGAUCCUGUCGAAGGGGAAGCAUCUUUGGAUGGAGGCAGCCUGACAUUUAAGUUGGCUCGUUCUUGUAGCAUGAUCGCAAGGUUUUAGGAUGAGUACCUGUUUUCCUUGAAGAUGUUGGGCCUCUUUUUUGUGUGUCUUGCGUGUUUACUUACCAAUAGACUCUUAUUUUCAUAAUACGUUUCAUAUAGGUAUGUGAUUCUGAUGCAGAGGGAGAUUAAGUUGGUUCUCUUAUGAGUUUGUUCCAUAUAUGUAUGGUGCAUGUGCUGCUGAUGAAGAGGACUCGUUGCUAUGUGAAUAGAUAAGGGGGUAUAGAAAUUUAGUUCAUCAAAUUUGUUUGAAAUGUGAUUUUGGUGUUAUUUUUUCAAUUACUACGACAAAUUGGAGAAGAACAUAAGAGAUAACUUGUUUUUUGAUCCCAGAUGUUUUCUUAAAUAACUUCCUUGUCUGACAGGUGAUUCACUUUGGACACACUUUUAUGUUUGGGGGUCAAUUCUUGUUAUGUUAUGCACACACAUAUAUGUAAGUUUAUGUUGCUGUUAAAUGUGCACUAUUAUGAGUUAACUCUGGAUGGCACUAACUUCCUCUCAGUUAGGCUAUUCUAAUAAAUUUUAUUUUGUCAAAUCUUCUGUGUUGUU